Messenger RNA from Cylicostephanus goldi, 377 nucleotides. NCBI's taxonomy places the organism in Eukaryota, Metazoa, Nematoda, Chromadorea, Rhabditida, Strongylidae. The record is from the annotation of a GenBank genome assembly.
AUGGCAAAAUUUGAAGAAGGCACAGAAAGCGAAAUCGCUCACUACUACAAUGAUGUCGAAACAAUGAGACUAGUGAAUUCGAUGGCAAGCAUAAUUGGUAUUCCCGUCGAAGAGGUUUGGGAAGCUUAUGGUGGUUUCCUCAUUCAAUUCACCAUGGAGACAGGAUGGGACGAACUAUUGCGCGCGAUGGCCAGCGAUCUCGAGGGCUUUCUCGAUUCGCUUGACUCGCUGCAUUACUUCAUCGAUCAUGUUGUCUACCAAACAAAACUGCGUGGUCCAUCGUUCCGAUGCGAGGCACAGCCAGAUGGAACGCUGCUUCUUCACUACUAUUCAAAAAGAAGUGGACUUUAUCCGAUCGUUAAAGGUUGUUAUUGACA